GCGAAGACUGUGUGCGCUCUAUCUACCUGCGGAGACUUCUCCGCUCGUGACCUCGUGCAUUCUUUCUACGUUUCUUUUUUCGCGCAGUGUACUAUCGCGCACGUGGCAGCAUCGUCGGGAAUCACCGUCAUUAGAGCUCGAUACUCGCGAUCACGACAAACGGAGAUAAGAGAUAGCAGCUGCAAUUCAUUAUCUCUCUUACCGCGCAGCCGGGCGAGGCCGUCGGUACGAGUACCUGUAUCGCACGUCACGCGUGAUCCGAUAAUAGUAUUCUUGACCUCCCUCGUAGAGUGCUUUCGAUACAUAUAUAUAUAUAUAUGGAUUAUAUCCACGUCGUCUUCGAUUCGUCGUCAGCGGCUCGAAACACUCGGAGGUAUUUCGUCGCGAUAGUCCGCUCGUAACGGCCGCAAUUAGUUCAUCUUCUGUUGAAUUUACGUCACGUGGGUGAUUGGAAACCGCGCGAUGCGAUGCUGUUGCGUUUCAUGAGGCGAAGUGGAAGCAACGGACGUUGGUCCGCAACAUUGCUACCAUGUCACGUGGCCGUGACACCGUAAUCGUUGCGAAGAAACGGAUUUCCUCGGACAGCGACGUGAUUCCGCGUGCUCUCAUUGGAGCGCGACGCGAUAAUUGGCGGAAAUUCACCUGGUCGAGGUGAUACGCGGGCGUUUCGAGAGCGGCUGUGUGUGCCCGCAAGAGUGAUCAGCGGACUGAAGAACGAGCGGAUUGUUCUCCAUGAUAUACCGGGUGGCGGGGUGAUAAACUCGGGAAGAUCGACGACGUGAUUUCGUCCGAGGGUGAGAGUGGAAACACGCACUACAACCGAUCUGGUGCCGCAACUGCUGGGUAUGUUCGACGAGCUGGCGCGUCGACGCGAUGGCUAUAGCGGCGAGCACGGAGUCUUGACGUCGUCCUGCGGGAUCCCGACGGCCUUGCAGAAACGCCUGAGCCUGGUACCGGCCGCUCAUCGGGGCUCCAUAUUCGGUCAACUGUGCACCAACGGCGACCUGGCUAAGUCCGCGCAUCAAGGAGAUCCGAGGAACAACGGAAAAGAGGAGCACACAGACGCCACCGGCAACACCAUGCUGGAGACGGUCGUUGCGGAGUCCGUGACGUCGCUGGAGGAUGAACGUAACGGGGGAUCCACCGAGGAAAAGCAGUCCUAUAGGCGAGAGAGCAGCAGUCUCACCCCGCUUAGAUACAACAGGCGCUGCAGAAACGGCGGUAGACCGCUCUCUGGAAGCUCCAUCGCGUCCAGCACGUCCUCUAGUAGCUGCAGCAAUCAAGGUAACACGUGCACGGUCAAUCCCUAUUUGGCGUCCGUCGAAUCCCUCGCCGAUACCUGCGCCAGUUCCCAGGGUUCCGCGGAUAGCGGAGUCGUGACAGUCUCGGAAGCCAGUUGUCGAAUCUUGAACGACGACAAUGGUCAGAGAAGGGACAGCGCCGAGGAGGAUCCCGCGUGUCACAGGCCGCGCUAUUGCGACCUGCACCGCAAUCCCGUCGAGAUGGUACUCCUGGAGAUCGUGGACACGGAGGCGAUAUACGUCGAGCAUCUGCGCCAAGUUAUUCAGGGUUAUCUCAUAUUCUGGCGAGACGAUCCGUUGUUCGCGCGACAAUUGCAUCUCGGCGAUUUAUUUAGCAAUAUUGAAGAUAUCUUCAAAUUUAAUAGAGAAUUUUUGCGAGAACUCGAGAAAUGCGGUUUAGAUCCAGUUUACGUUGCGGAUACGUUUAUUCAGCACAUAUCAGGAUUUAAAGUGUACACCGACUACUGCACCAAUUAUCCAAAGGCAGUCUCCGUACUGACCGAUCUAAUGAGCCGGGAAGAAAUCGCAUCCGCUUUUUGUGAACGACAAGCCGCCCUGGGGCACGCGCUGCCGCUCGGAUCGUUUCUUUUGAAGCCUGUCCAAAGGAUUCUCAAGUAUCACCUGCUUCUGAAGAAUUUGUCGAAGGAGUACGGUGCCGAUUGUGAUUCGAGAGAGAACGAGGCUGAUGAGGGCAGAAGUGCCAUCGAGGCUGCUCUCGCCGCGAUGACUGGCAUUGCGGAGGACAUCAAUGCCAUGAAGAAGCGGCACGAGCACGCCGUACGCGUUCAGGAGAUUCAAUCACUUUUGUACGGUUGGUUGGGACCAGACCUAACUACAUGCGGCGAAUUGAUUAUGGAGGGCCAAUUCAGGAUGCGAGGGGCCAAGGUGCCGAGGCACGCCUCCCUUUUCGAACGAAUGCUAAUGCUCACGAAGAAAAGGGAGGAUGGCCUUCUCGUGUAUAAAGCUCACAUUAUGUGUUCAAACUUGAUGCUGAUCGAAAGUAUCCCAGGGGAGCCACUUAGUUUUCACGUAAUACCUUUCGACAAUCCUCGAUUGCAGUAUACAUUACAAGCGCGCAACUUAGAACAAAAGAGAGAAUGGACUUUUCUGAUUAAGAGAGUAAUAUUAGAAAAUUACAACGCAGUGAUUCCUUCGCACGCGAGACAAUUGGUCUUACAACUGGGUCAAACGCAACAGGAAGAUGACGCCUUGGCGGACAAAAGCUCGGCGAAGAAGUAUUCCGCACCUCUGGAAUACUUGGAGAAACGUAAGCAGGAGAGGGAGAGACGCAGAUCCGAAACCGGUCUCAGGCAGAAGUUCAAGAAGGGCUCCAGAAAAUCAGAUACCGCGAUAGAGAGCUCGCCCGCGUCGUCGCGCAAGAACGACAACGAAAAUCGCAUCAUUAACGACUCCAGGGAGCAAACUUUCAACAGGUCCUCGGAUGCGCGAGCAUCGAAAGUCAAGGAUCGCUUCACCGGCUGGAGACGCAAGUCCGAGCCCGGCUUCCAGUCUUACGUGUGCCUCAACCACUCCGACGAGGAGGAAGCGCGGAAGGACGAGGCGGGCGCGGACGUGGAGUCCGCAACCGCCGAGACCGAGGAGGCGGCCGAGGUUCGCUCGAGCGAGGAGGAGCAGAAAGCGGCGACGUUGAGCUCGCCAGCGGUCGAAGCCAAAGAGAACAACCACAGCGAGCAGCAGCAGGCCGCCGAGGCGCAGACGGUGGAGCAGAUCGUCGGUCACAUCCUCAAGCAGAACCAGGAGUUCCAGAAGCUGCUGGAGAAGCAGCGGACCAACAGCAUCAUCAACGUGCGGCAGCAACGCUUCAACAAGCGCAUCACGGCCGACACGUCGGACGAGAGCGACGCGGAGAGCUACGUCGCCGGCUCGGCCGGCCACAACAACAACAGCAACAACAACAACAGCAGCAACAACCGACUGGGCCGUGGGCGAUUCACGCAACGAGAACAGCGUCUGAUCCGGACGAACAACGCGUGGAACUCGCUGUCCUCGGCGGCGACGCGGGAGAAUCCGCCGCUGCAGCUGCUCUACGACAACCUGAAGACCAGCCAGAAGUCCACCGAGGCGUCGAUCCUCGCGCGCAGCGCCAAGACGAACCACGUGCACGAGAAGCGGGCGCUCUUCGAGGCGUUCAAGCGGCAGAGCAUCGUCACGGACAGCAAGGUAAUCAAGACGGCGCUGCGGAUCCGUGACGCCGGCAACGCGGAGCCGAUAUCGGACUCCUCUCCGGGCCAGGCUUCGCGACCGGAGCAACGAAAGGAGUUGAAUUCCCCGAGGGCGGAACGCUGCGACGGCAGCGAGGCGGCGACGCGCGACUCCAAGGGCUUCGGCAACUACGACAACCUGCAACACGUCUGGGAGGGUCUGGAGAAGGACGUCGAUGGCCCCACCCAGCCGGCGGUUUGGCUCACCAAGCUGUGCGAGGGGCUGCCAACCUCGCCGCCCAAGUGCGGCUCGUUGCCCCGCAGCUUCCAGAUCAGCCCGAACUCCCAGCCGGGCGUGACGAAGUCGCGCUUUCUGCAGCGCGACGGCAAGCCGAUGAGCGAGCGGCCGUUCACGAUCGCGUCCGACAAGCCGGCCGAGAUUAAUCUCGAGGACAUGGAGAGGUACGCGUCCACGUGCCAGCCCGAGGGCAGGAUCGCCAAGUUCCCGACGCCCACCUCAACGAGCUCCUCCAGCUCGUCGACCUUCCUCUGCUCACUGGAGGACGCGGCGUUGAGGGACGCGUACGCGGACGUGCGCGUGUCCGCGAACGGCGCGAGCAUCCACCCGGACCACAAGAUUUACCGGGCGAACGGCGGCAGCGCGAUUUUCAGGAACGUCUUCUCCAAGGCUGGCAGUCGGCUGCAGGGUCUACGGAACACCAUGAGCACGGAGACCCUCGAGUGCAGCGACGAGCUCGAGCGUGCGCGUCACUUCCCGUCUCUGGGCGUCGGCAAGUGUCAGCUGAAGAGGCGCAACAAGUCGAAGCAGGCGAAGGAGUCGUCCUCGGACGUGGAGGAGCUGGUGGGCUGCGCCGGUGUCUCGGACCAGCGGGUGCCUCUGCUCUACUACAAGCAGGGCAGCUCCAGCUUGGGCGCCAGGAUCGCGCAGUCGGACUACGCCGACCCGGCGAUCCUCUUCGCCGAGAACAAGCGCAAUCAGUCGUCCUCCGAUCGGUUCAAGAAGACCGACGGCAGAGACUGCGGAGAGGAGGAGCCGUGCGACAACGCCGGGGAGCGUCGCGAGAGCGAGACCGACAGCUUCUACGAGAGAUGCUUCGAGACUAUCGAAAACUACGUAGAUGCCGACGUGGACGAAGCGUUCCGGGACAGUGCAAUAUUCAGCGACGUCGACGAGGUGUUCGUGGCGCAACAGCCGACGAAGGCGAAGCUCGCACCACCGAUACCCGCCAAGAGGAAGCAGGACACGUCCUCUUCGCUGUCGAGGUACAGGCCGAACGUUGCGCGGAAGCCGGAUUACCUGAGGGUGAAGUCGGCCUUGGCGAAGGGCAACGCCGUCGGUGAGCCGGAACUCGUCGUCGGCAACGUCACCGCGAGAUUACCGUCGGCGAACGGCUGUCAGGGUGGCGAUCCGCGGGACGCGGUCGAAGCGAACGGGGACGACGUCUCCGCGGGCCAGAGCCAGGCAGGCUGGGUGCGGAAGAUAGUAGGUCAAUUGCAGGGCCACGUGGACACGGGUUGACGCGCCCAUCGCGUGACAGAAUCAUCCGAGAAGGCCUCGGGUACACGCAGCGUGAGGCGAGUUCUACGCGAAGGGAAUGCUUUUAUACUUGGGUGCAGGUAGACGCAGCGUUUCCUCGAAAUCCGUUCAAACUUUUCAACUCGAUCGCUUCAAGUUUCACUGGAACUUGACGGUUCAACUUGAGUAGUUCCAAUUCCAUUGACACUUGGUGCCUCGACUUCAUUGGUUUAUUAAUAAGUUGCAUUGAAACUUGACGGUUCGAUUUAGGCGAUUCAAGUUUUAUUGACACCUCAAGGUUUAACUCGAUUGUUUCAAGUUUCAUUCGAAUUUGAGUGGUUUAACUUGUUGGUUCAAGUUUCACCGGGGCUUAAGCGGGGCUUUCAGUUGUAUCGGAACUUGAUGCUUCGAGUGGCUCGAAUUUCAUUGGAAUUUGAUGGUUCAAGCAGAAUUUUACACUCAACGACAUACAGACGAUGAAGUCUAGCACUCUGUAGGUUCAAGGUACCUCUAGACAAUGUAUGUAGGCAACUUGAGACAUUGUGACAUGCACGACUCAAGGAUGCAGAGAACAGGGUCGUUUAAUUGCCCCAACGGAGAGAAAGAUGUCUCACGUUCAGAUUUCUCACGUCGCUCCCACCGACGAGCGAGUUGGAAGCGAUCGUUCCAUUCUAUUACAAGCCGCUGUACCGAGAAAAAGUCAGAGAACUGGGUGAAGUUCAGCAUUUGCAAGUUUCUUCAAACGUGCCUGGAAUGCCGUUAACAUCGUGAGGCGAUACCGUUGAUAUGUAAUGAUUUCGUACCGCACUUCGGUGUCAGCGCGAAGGAGACCGCCCACGUGCACGUUCACGUGUCAUAUCUCAUAGAAAUGUAAGAAAUUACACGCCGAGUUCUCAUACUUGAUACUUAUCCCCUAUAGACUGUUGAUGUAUAUUAAGUAUUGUUUCAUAUUAUACUUAUGUUAUACAUAGAAAAUACACGGAGAACACACAUGUUUAAUUAUAGUUAUACAGAAGCAUUUACGAAGUCAUCUAGAUUUUGAUUGAAGGGGGACACUUGAUACGCAUAUGGAGCCGCAAUACGAGCCUGCAAGUUCGGUAUUGUUUGGACAAACGUCACUCUUAAUCAAUUUUCCACUCUGUUAGGAUAUUUUUUUUUUUUUUUUAGAUAACUGUGACUCGUUUCUGACAUCGUCGUUUUGUAAUUAAUAAAUUGUAAUUAUUAAAAUAUCGGUUGGAAUAAGGCAAAAUGUUACCUCGUGCAUUCGUUCGCGAAACGAUCGGGACACAUUUCGGCGAGAAAGUUGGGUGGGCCGCAUUGAGUAGUCCGAUUACGAGCUGUCACGAGCUUGCGCGGCAAUCGGUCACGACGGGAGCCGAGAUGACAGUGUACGAAAUAUUGGACGUCACAAUUGCAAAAAAAGAAAAAAAAGAAACGUAAAGCAUCUUUAUUAUACUCUUAUCUGCUAGAUAAAAGAUAAAAGCAUAAUAAAGGGGACUAAUGUAUUUGCUCUGUGUACACAUUGCGUUGUAUGUACUUUACCAUCUCGUAGAUCAAGGUCCGCAUUCUGAAUUAAUUCUAAUUAUGACGGUUGAGUUAUAAUGACUCUAGUUACAAAUGGUUUCAACCUUGUGCGUAUAAUGAGACGGUAAAGACAUGUAUAUUGUACUGUAUCUGUCAUUUCGGCUGUCAUUACAAAUGAUUAAUGCGCAAACCUGUCAGGGAUAGGAACUCGUAUUAUGGCAACUUAAAGCGCUCCCACAACUUCAUUGAAAAUAAAUGUAUCUACAUCGUUCUGCGAACGAAUGUACAAACGUCAGCACAAAACGGUAUUCUGUACAUUGAUCGAUUAAACGAGACGAAUACAAAACGAUGUUUCGCAUAUUAAUUGAUUAAACGAGAGAGAGAGAGGAGAAGAGAGGCGAGGAGGGGCGAAUACUGGAAAGAUGAAAACAUUUUACAUUAGUCUCAAUCGUAUUUACUUAAUUUUUUUAUUUAAUUAAUGUCACGAUAGGGACCGUUUACUCAAUAGAAUAUGCGGAAUGUCGCUUUUAUACAAAUGAUCUCAGCAAAUUUGCGAUCGUUGAUAAGUGCCUGUCGAUAAUUUCAGGGAAAAUUUCAAAUCGCGACGUAAAGCAUUGAGGGUUUUCGGCGGGGGGAUGAUUGACCGCAUUGCGAUAACCGCGUCUCACCGUUAUAAAGUCACAGAACAUGCCAUUUGUAAGAAGCUGUUUUGCGAACAAAGAGAAUAGUCGAUAUAUAUAUAUAGACAUAUAUGUAUUGUGCUAUUGAUGUACAUAGUAAUAUAACAUUUUAUAAAA
Dinoponera quadriceps is the source of this 7321-nucleotide messenger RNA. RefSeq lists its product as uncharacterized. The record is from RefSeq and is a predicted model, not a curated record. NCBI's taxonomy places the organism in Eukaryota, Metazoa, Arthropoda, Insecta, Hymenoptera, Formicidae. The coding region runs from base 846 to 5003 and encodes 1385 amino acids. Gene Ontology annotation, molecular function: guanyl-nucleotide exchange factor activity. The transcript is spliced from 13 exons.